Molecule: messenger RNA, 1694 nt
Organism: Epinephelus fuscoguttatus (brown-marbled grouper)
Lineage: Eukaryota; Metazoa; Chordata; Actinopteri; Perciformes; Serranidae
Product: basic salivary proline-rich protein 2-like
Exons: 5
Coding region: 121-501 (126 amino acids)
Source: RefSeq, a predicted model, not a curated record
GCUUCGAGGGAAGCACAUGUCACGGAAAACAGCAGGCGAAUAUACACAGCUACUGUACGAAGGAAAGUUGAUGAUAUUUAUUGCUGUUUUUAACAUAGAAGAGAUUUUAAGGACUGGAAAAUGGCCACAAUAGCUCCACGACCACCACCACCACCACCCCCUCCUCCAUCCUCUGGAAACCAGCCUCGUACCAGAUCUCCACCCAGCCCUCAGCAUGCUGCAAAACCAUUUAAUUAUACUGACAGUCCAGUCCAGGAGACAACUCCUUCACAAGAGGCUGUACCUGAUGCAGAGGGUGCACUAGCUUCACCACAGCUACCAGGUCAAAAUGGGGAACCCCAGUUGCCUCCGACAGAAGAACAAGAUGACAGUCCCUCUGAUGAUGAAGAGAAAUGCUAUCGAGCACCAGUACCAGAAACUGAGCCGGCACCGCAGACAACAGAGCAGCAAGAUGAAGCACCCAUUCAGAUGGACGAGGCUGGAGAGGACCAGUUGAUCUGAAGCACCUUUAGGUCCUUGAAAAUAAAGAUACUUUUACAUUUACCAGUACUUGAAAAUGCUGUUCAGAACUGCACUGAAACUGUUACAUGGUAUAGCUGAGUGAGCACAUCGCUUUAUGUUUAGGCCAAAGAUAUUUUUAUGUAAAUGCUAGCCAUACACUUUACAGAGCCUUUGAGAAACUCUUAAACUUAAAAAUAGAUAUUUUAGCGACAUCCAUAAAAAUCUAUCGUAAAGAAUGCCGAAGUUAUAAACUAUAAGGACAGGGCAGAAGCACUUUUAUCAUUUAUUGUUUCCAUUUUUUUUAUUUAAAGGAAAAUUUAACUGAACCUCACCUAAAAAGGUCAGAUCCCUAGGAUUUGGGAGUAUCAUUCAUUCCAUGAACACAGUUUUAUUUUGUCUUUCUGCCUCUGGAGACUGCUAAGUUUUACAGCCUGAGUUACAAAGUUGGAGUUGGAGUUGGAGUUCUAAAGACAUGGGCAUUUUCUUUGGAGGGAUAUGUUUUGGUUGAAUUUAGGGAAUUGUAGGAUCAAACUUUUUUGGAGCUUGACCCAUAUGUGAGAACUAAAGUCAGGAUAUCUCGACCUCUGCAUCUUUAAUUUUAAGCACUCUAUUUUAAUCUGUCUCCUCUGAGUCCUCCAGUUUUAUGGAAUAAUGUGCAAUACCAACUUGAGGGAGAACCCCUUUAUUUGAAGUACAGUCUCUAAAGUACUUGAAUAGAAAGAUCAGUUACGUCCAUUGCUUGUGAUUUUUUUUAAUGAUCUCUUUUUUGUUUGUUUAUUUAAAUGCACAUUUAGAGCAAUUUUUUUUAUUUUUGUUUCACUUUGUCACUAAAAUGUUUCCAUAAAUUAAAUUCAAGCCUCCUUUGAACAUCCAGUGUCUUUGCUUUACUGCUUUAAGGUAAACUUGAAAAUAUGUUGGAUAGUCCACGGCCAUGCUAGCAGGUUUCAGUUUAGUGUGCUAGCAUGCUAACUUUAGCUAAUUAGCAGUUAACAAUUAUACAUGUAUUGAAGGUGUAGGGUUUAGAGGCGUCUACUGGCAGAAAUUGUAAACAAUCUUUAUGACUAUGUUUUCAUUAGUCUAUAAUCACCUGGAAAAAAAAAGAAUUGUGUUUUCAUGACCUUACAAUGAGCCGUUUAUAUCUACAUGAGAAGUGGGACCUCUCCUGCAGAGUCCGCCAUGUUGUUCUACAGUAG